AUGCUGGCCAGCCCGCGCGGCUCUCGACCCAGUGCCGCAGCUCCGACGGCGGCCACCGCUGCGCGCAGGAGCGCGGGGAGGUGGGGCGAGCCUGUGCAGUUGCUCCGCGAAGCUCUGCGGUAUCGUUUGGGGAUCAGCGCUGGGAUCCACACCUUGGCAGUCAGCGCCUGCGGGAAGCGCAAGCAGUGGCAGCAGGCGCUGUCGCUGCUUGGCGAGAUGGGCAGCGUGAUGCUGGAGCCAGACGUCAUCUCUACAACGCCGUGA
Molecule: messenger RNA, 264 nt
Organism: Prorocentrum cordatum
Lineage: Eukaryota; Dinophyceae; Prorocentrales; Prorocentraceae
Source: the annotation of a GenBank genome assembly